ACCAUCUGUAUAAUCGGGGUAGGUGAGAUAUACCUUGACUGAGGUAUGUUUACCUUGGUCGACUUAAAUGCGUAUAAGAUUGAAUUCUUAAUUUCGAAUAUUGUUAUAAUCUUUAAAACGCCGUCGGAUUUUAUUAUGAAAGAAAUUUUGGGUUUGUGCUAAGUAAAGUGACAUAAUGAGCUUAUGGUUCAUACAAACAGCGACCUAGACGCGAUACUAUUCUCUAUUGUACUCGUUCAGAAUACCUAUUUUGAGUACCGGAGAUUUAAAUAUUGUGUUAUAAUUCUUUAAAAGGAAAUAAAGGAAAUAAAAAAGUGCACAAACAGCUUUUUGUACUGUUUAUAUGGUGGAUGAUGUACAUGUUUGUGUAAUGGUAGUCGAAUUGUUUGAAGGAAGGUAAACUGCGUGUUGUAUUCUGUUUUGCUUUAGUCAAGUUAACAUGGUGAAACUUAAGGAGUUUACAAUUAAAAAGGCCAUGUGUCAUUCCUGAAGGGAUAUAUGUUGGAAUAUACUUCAAAUAAUAGGACUUUAAGGCAUACCUCUUCAUAAAUCUAAAAGAACUGAACAAAACAGACCAUCAUGCAUUUUAUGGCACGGAACUCGACGGACAUGGCCUACCAGGCUCAGGGCUACGCGCUUCGGCCGGACCCGCUAAACGUAUUCAAAGGUCAGCCCACAAUCCGCCAGUCCCCUGUGCUCUCCCACCGGCGCGUUGGGUCCUCCGGAAGUGCCAACUUGGUGAGACUACAUGAAUUUGGAGCACCCAAGGACAGCGACCCGCUCCUCGCUUUGCAGAACGUUGAGCGCCCACCCACUCCCCACGGGCCUGACACACACCCAGAUGAGAACGAGAACCCACUGCUCUCGAAUCACAUGAUCCAUGACUGUGCCACAGAGAAGUGCUCACGAGUCGUCUUGAAUGUGUCCGGUCUAAAAUUCGAAACCCAACUCAAAACUCUAAACAGACUUCCAAGUACAUUGCUUGGAAAUACUCAGGAAAGACAAAAGUUUUGGGACCCGAAAAGAAAGGAAUAUUUUUUUGAUCGACAUAGACUGUCAUUUCAGGCCAUUCUGUACUACUAUCAGAGUGGCGGGCGACUCAAGAGGCCGGUGGAGGUUCCAAUGGACAUUUUCCUGGAUGAGCUCGACUUUUUCAAGAUGGGAGAUUCUGUUAUAAGCGCCUUCAAGGAGGCUGAGGGUUACCUGAUGGACGACGAAGAUGAAGAGAUGGUAUUGCCUGACCACAGGGUCACAUGUUAUAUAUGGAAAACAUUUGAAUACCCGGGUAGCAGUGUCCUUUCUAAUAUUGUAGCAGUGAUAUCCGUGAUCUUUAUUUUGACGUCGAUUGUGACGUUUUGUGUAGAAACGUUACCGCAGUUCAAAGGCAGAGACUGUCUUAACGAUACGGUGAUUGGUGAAGACGGCAAGAAAACGGUUGUGGUAAGGUUCAACUACAGUGAUCCGCUGUUUAUAGUGGAAUCGUGCUGUAUAGUGUGGUUUGUUUUUGAACUUGCAAUCCGGCUCAUUUGUUGUCCGAGGAAAGUGAAAUUCCUGACUGAUAUCACAAACUGGAUCGACUUUGCGUCCAUCGCACCCUAUUUCAUAUUCAUAAUAUUGUUCUUCGUGGCUAACACGUGCCAGAACAACAGCAGGUUUCUGUCCGUGCUGCGCGUGCUUCGCGUGGUGCGCAUUUUCAAGCUCAGCCGGUUCUCGGACGGACUGCAGAUUCUUGCCAAGACGAUGCGGGUGAGCAUGCAAGAGUUGUCUAUGUUCCUGUUGUUCUUAGGCAUCGCCGUCAUUAUCUAUGCGGGGGCCAUCUUCUAUGCCGAGGCGCAGGUUGAGAAUUCGUUCUUCACGAGCAUACCGGAUGCGUUCUGGUGGGCGGUCAUCUCCAUGACGACUGUGGGUUACGGCGAUGUAUAUCCACAGGGCGUGUUUGGGAAGUUGAUCGGCACCAUGUGCGUGCUAUCCGGCCUGCUUGCCAUCGCCCUCCCCGUCCCCGUCAUCGUAACCAAUUUCAACAACAUAUACCGACAAACCACCGGAAGGGGCGGCAGCAUAUGAGUGGUGGGAACGUUCUACAAGCAGGUUGUCGCCUGUCGAGGUUUCUUCAAAGCUUUUAAAGCUUAACUAGCUUUAAAGGUUAAUUUCAUGAAUCCAAAUUCCUAAAUGAUUUUUUAUGUUCUUAAUAAACAAGUUGUUUAUCGUGAUUAUUAUCAAGAAAAUCGUUUUAUUUGUCUGGAUCAAAAUAUUAAGUACUGGGUAUCAAAACAUAAACUAUCCCUUAUUAUAUUCACAAUCCUCGAUCUUUAGAGACCGAAUAUAAUUGGAGAUUAAGAUUACACUGAUUAUCCUCUUUUGUGAAAUGUAUUUGAAUCGUUAUAAUUUGAUUCGGCAUCUUGUUUUUCCCUGAUUGUUAAAUUCUGACGUGCAUAUAAAUGUCAAAUUUCACAAGGACACCAAACCAACCUCAAUGAAUGCAUUUGGUUGACUCUCCCAAACAAAUGAUACUUAUACCUAUAUAUUUCUCAAAUUUUGCAUCGGAUCAUCUGCAAUAAUUUUGAUUUAAAAAUAUACAGCUGCUAAAGUAAUUUAGUGUAUUUAAUGUUCGGUCUUAGGCCUCCGCUUAUUGGAUCGAUGGACAGAUUCACUUUUAAAUAUUUAGAAGGCCUGGCCACCAAAACUCCAUUACACAGAAGAUAUAUAUCUUUUAUUUUACUCCAAAUAUGAAUAGCACACGACCGCCAAUGUCAGCCACAACACUGUCAUUAAGUCAUUAACCGGUUUAUAUCAGAGAUCAUUUAGAUGGCAAGGCAUCCGAUAGGCAUUUCGCGCUUAAGUUUCUUAAAUCUAAAGUCAAUCAUACCUGAGUUAUUGCCCUUGGCAUUAUUAAAUGCAAAGCAUAUUUGUUUCCACUCCUGGUCACGUUUCUGUAAUUCUAUAGGAAUUUCUUUUGAAAUGUACAAAUUAGCCUUGUAUAGGUAUCGUGGCCUGUAAAUGGACCGGGGUAUUGCCAGUCCAUCCUUCAUACAACAUCAAGGCCUGUUUGUUGACAUGGGUAUCGCCAGUCCAUCAUUCCUACAAACGUCAAGGCCUGUAUGUGGACAUGGGUAUCGCCAGUCCAUCAUUCCUACAAACGUCAAGGCCUGUAUGCGGACAUGGGUAUCGCCAGUCCAUAAUUCCUACAAACGUCAAGGCCUGUAUGCGGUCAUGGGUGUAUGUAGAGAUGGGUAUCGCCAGUCCAUCCUUCCUAUAAACGUCAAGGCCUGUAUGUGGACAUGGGUAUCGCCAGUCCAUCAUUCCUACAAACGCCAAGGCCUGUAUGCGGUCAUGGGUGUAUGCGGACAUGGGUAUCGCCAGUCCAUCAUUCCUACAAACGUCAAGGCCUGUAUGUGGACAUGGGUAUCGCCAGUCCAUAAUUCCUACAAACGUCAAGGCCUGUAUGCGGUCAUGGGUGUAUGUAGAGAUGGGUAUCGCUAGUCCAUCAUUCCUACAAACGUCAAUGCGUGUAUGCGGACAUGGGUAUCGCCAGUCCAUCCUUCCUAUACAAACGUCAACGCAUAUAUAUGGACAUGUUAGUAGCCUUAGGUGAUCCGUAGCAAACUAUUGUGACAAUAAAGGGUUAGGCUAUAUUACUAUUCGUUUUAACGGUUAGUUUGCCAUUUAUUGACUUUUUCCUAUGUAUUAUAUAGUUAUCACUUGUUAGUUGAAGUGCUUGUGUGUCACAUUAUUUGCGGUGCUGUUUAAAUUACGUUUUAUCAUAUUUUAUUGUCUGUAUUUAUUGAAAUAAAUAUCACAUAACGAG
Molecule: messenger RNA, 3805 nt
Organism: Mya arenaria
Lineage: Eukaryota; Metazoa; Mollusca; Bivalvia; Myida; Myidae
Product: potassium voltage-gated channel subfamily A member 1-like
Exons: 1
Coding region: 580-2064 (494 amino acids)
Biological process (GO): potassium ion transmembrane transport; protein homooligomerization
Cellular component (GO): voltage-gated potassium channel complex; membrane
Molecular function (GO): protein binding; delayed rectifier potassium channel activity
Source: RefSeq, a predicted model, not a curated record